CGUCUGCCAGGUCAGGAAGCGAACGACUCUCGAAUCAGGACUCAAGGACCACCGAUGGAGUCGUAGGCUACGAGGAUCAUCCUGGUGCACAUUUAAACCGAGGUCAGUUCAAGUGAUUUUCUGAAGAAAAUGAGAGAAGAGGUAUCCUGCACCAACUCCCCCGAAGGGGGUCUGGGGGCCAGCGAGGAAGAACUGGAGAGGAGCUCCAAGAAGAGUCUCCAGGCGGCGAACCGAAAACGAUCUCCUCACCCCAAGAAGGACAAUCCGGGCCAGGCGGAGGAGAGCGCCACCAGCAGCCCCGCCGGCCCCAAGAGAGUAAAAAAGAGCCCCUCGGCCGUGGUGAACCUGGCCCCCGCCUCGCUGGGCCCCAGGCCCGAUCAGCCCUUCGAGGACCUCCACUCCCAGCGUGUCAUCGCCAACGUGCGGGAGCGCCAACGCACCCAGUCCCUCAACGACGCCUUCGCCUCGCUGCGCAAGAUCAUCCCCACGCUGCCCUCGGACAAGCUCAGCAAAAUCCAGAUCCUGAAACUGGCCUCGCGCUACAUCGACUUCCUGUACCAGGUGUUGCAGAGCGACGAGAUGGACGCUAAGCUGGCUAGCUGCAACUAUCUGGCACACGAGAGGCUCAGCUACGCCUUCUCCGUCUGGAGGAUGGAGGGGGCCUGGGCCAUGUCCACCAGCCACUAGGAACCCUCGCAGCGUCUUCAACCCUCUUGUGUCCACGUCUUGCCGCCUCUGUCUGCGUUUACGUCCGCCACCUCCUGACCUCCGUCGUCUCUCUUUUUGUCUUUUAUUUAAAUCUCCCCCGCUCUCACCCAAGUCCAGUACCACAAGACGAUCCAGCGCUAGCCCUCAGGACGCCAACAAAUGGGAAAAGUUACACUUUUAAAAACCCCUCUUCCGGAUAUGUCCCCCACUGGUGACACGGACAUCCUCCUCGAAGUUGACUCUUUAGUAGAGAACCCCCUCCCCUCCCCCUUCACCCCCCCACCGCGAGGAGACGUGAUCAAGGCUGCUGUGUGUGGACACGACGUGGGCACAGCCAAUGAAUGUUUACAGCUACAAUGCUAAUAAGCUCAAUCCCACUGACUCUCCAAGGCCCGGCUCCCGAGAGCAAAGCGGAACGGACUGCGGUUCUAAUGUGCACCCAUUGGACCUGGUUCUUUGUCAAGGGGCACCAACUACUUCCGGCUUUUACACUCGAUGAACAACAAACUUCUUCUUUUGAUGUUGUUGCUGUUUUAUCUUGGCAUGCAAGAAAAUAUGAUAUUUUUUGGCAUUUGGUCUCCUUCAUCAGCUACGUUGCUAAACGUGUACGGCAGAAAGGGAGCGCUGCCGUGUGGAGAGGAUUUAUGAUUUAUGACUCUUAGAUUGUUUGUAUAGUUUUGCAUUUGCUUGGGAUUUUGUGUCAACUCCUGUGGACAAUAAACUUUUUUUUUUUUUUACAGGUUGCAGCAUAUAUAUUUGCGUAUAUUGUCAAGUCUUUUUUUGGGGGGGUGAGGUACUAAAACAAACUAAAUAUUUAGUAUAAUUUUUUUAAAGGAAAAUACAUAUACAGUAUAUUUGGGUUAAU
This is a messenger RNA of Doryrhamphus excisus (bluestripe pipefish), 1573 nucleotides long. RefSeq names its product twist-related protein 2. Lineage: Eukaryota; Metazoa; Chordata; Actinopteri; Syngnathiformes; Syngnathidae. Gene Ontology annotation, molecular function: protein dimerization activity; DNA-binding transcription factor activity, RNA polymerase II-specific; RNA polymerase II transcription regulatory region sequence-specific DNA binding. Gene Ontology annotation, biological process: regulation of transcription by RNA polymerase II; developmental process. The record is from RefSeq and is a predicted model, not a curated record.